Messenger RNA from Eupeodes corollae, 1254 nucleotides. RefSeq lists its product as uncharacterized. The transcript is spliced from 4 exons. NCBI's taxonomy places the organism in Eukaryota, Metazoa, Arthropoda, Insecta, Diptera, Syrphidae. The record is from RefSeq and is a predicted model, not a curated record. The coding region runs from base 544 to 1254 and encodes 236 amino acids.
AGUUUGUAUACAUAGAGGAACCACGCUAGCUUGCGUUAAGACGUCGAUAGGUGUCACCAAGUAAAUAAAUCGACAUUUGAAAUUUCAAAGCAACAGUUUUCCUGUAAAUUUCUCCAUACCCAUGACGUUUUUCCUGUUUCUCUUUUCUGCUGCCUUUUUUUAAGUCAAAUUUCUGUGGAGAGCAUUCCCCCAAAAAUUUCAAAUGUCGAUUUUAUUCACUUGGUGACAUCUACCGACGCCUUAACGCAAGCUAGCGUGGUUCCUCUAUGUAUACAAACUCAAUGGUAUUAGCACGAAUGAAAAACAGCAGAGUAACAGUAAAAAAAAUCGUUGGCUGUGCACUAAUACUGGUGUGCGUUGCUUUCGAUUGUGGCAUUGUGCUAUGUAUUAGCACGAAUGAGAAACAGAGUAGCAGUGAAAACACAGCAAUCGCGUCUGUGUAUUUUUGUGAACAUCGUUGGUUGUGCACAAUCAUUUCUUAGAGUAGACGCCGAAUAAUUAGAUUUUCUGCUGGCGUGUGUCAAGUCCAAAACAGUGUUACGUAUGACAGAAAAUAUGGAAGCCGUUAAAAGUGAUGAGCAGCAAACCGCAGCGAAUCAAGAAAAAGAAGAACAAGUUACUAUCACAGAAGUCUAUAAAAUCAUUGGUUUGGGUGAUGACGCGAACGAUUCAGCCAAAAAUGAAGAAAAUCAGGCAAAUGAUGAGAUGAAUAUUGGAAGUGCACACGGAACUUCGACGCCGCAAAAAGUUGGAAUGGCGUUAGAAUUCGAUUGGAAUAGUGAACCAUUGGAUUUUAACGAAGAUUUAGUUGAUGAUUUAAUCUCUUCGCAAAAAUUGAGCUCAUCAUUGGUGGAGUUACCAUCAUCGCAAAAUGUUAAUUCGUCAAAGACAGAUUCUUUGCGAAAUUUGAACUUAUCAAUGGUGGAAUUGUCCUCAUCGCAAAAUGUUAAUUUAUCAAGUGCUUCGAAUGCCAGCGAUUCAAGUGUGAAUUCGAAUAAAAUGCAGGCGAAAAUACGGAAGGAAAAUGGAUUGCGCAUAAAGCAUAUGAUUGGAUUCUUCAAGAACGAAGGCGUUUCUUUUUUUAAAGCCAAGCGUGUAUACCAAGCACUGUAUGAAGACCGAAUGGAUCUUGAUGUUUUGAUGUGCUUUGUCAUUACUGGGCAAGUGGUCAUCAUCGAUCAGAAAUUAAUUCUGCCUGAAUGGUUACAACGUAGACCAUUGUCAAAGGUUAACAAAGUUGGUGUCAAAAAUUAA